AACAAUAAAAUAAUACUAUUUAAAUGAUGUUGCUCACAAUCCACUCUAUACUCCCCUUUUUCCUGGUUUUGGGAUCUCGAUACUCCUCUCGUUCUCUCUCCUUCCGGCUGCGCUGUAGCCCAAGUGUCGACAUGGCCAAGAGCUCUUUCAAGAUGGAUCACCCUCUCGAAAGGAGACAGGCUGAAGCUGCUCGCAUCAGAGAAAAAUAUCCAGAUAGAAUACCAGUAAUUGUGGAAAGGGCUGAAAAGACUGACGUGCCUGACAUUGAUAAGAAAAAAUAUCUGGUCCCUGCUGAUCUGACUGUUGGCCAGUUUGUGUAUGUGGUUCGGAAGAGGAUCAAGCUUAGCCCUGAGAAGGCUAUUUUUAUUUUUGUCAAGAACAUUCUACCACCCACUGCUGCCAUGAUGUCUGCAAUUUAUGAGGAAAAUAAAGAUGAAGAUGGUUUCGUUUACAUGACCUAUAGCGGUGAGAACACAUUUGGUAUAUUCUGACUUCCGAGAUGCAAUGAAACUGUGUCUGUGAAUAAGGCCUGCAAGAUGACAGGAAGAUUCUAGAUAAGUUGUAAAUUCUCUCUCCCUUAGCCAUGUUUUCUUUUAGGAUUUACUUUUCCUGCAAUUUGUCUAAAAAAUUUGGUUCUCAGGAUAAGACAUUUAUAUUCUGUUUUCUGCAUUUACAUUUUUUAUGGCAUGGGUGAGUGUCUUACAUCCUACUUCACUUUUA
Tripterygium wilfordii is the source of this 720-nucleotide messenger RNA. RefSeq names its product autophagy-related protein 8C-like. Gene Ontology annotation, biological process: cellular response to nitrogen starvation. Bases 24 to 491 code for a protein of 155 amino acids. The transcript has 6 exons. Lineage: Eukaryota; Viridiplantae; Streptophyta; Magnoliopsida; Celastrales; Celastraceae. The record is from RefSeq and is a predicted model, not a curated record.